AUGUUGCCCACCCUGGCUGCCGGGUCGGUCUUCUUCAUAGGCCUGUUCAUGCUCUCCAAGACAUGCCUCAAGUACAUCCCUGCACUGAGGUGGAGCGAAGGGGAUGCAGUCAUAGUGUCAACCGGGUUGGUGUCCUCCGUUCAGGCGAUCACAGCCUCCUCAACUGGUUACAUCAUUGCCUCAUCCUGUGAUGACAUCAUCGAGGAUCAGUAUUGGCUGGCCAGCGCCUACAUCCUCUUUGCCAUGCCUUCCUUUGUGUAUGACAUCUAUGCUAUGGUCAUGUGCUACUGGUACAAGGCACGGGUCAAGGAUCACAAAGCAGACAGUGGUGCCAAACCCCUGGGCACGGCCCUGACCGGCUACCUGCAACGCAAGUUCCUCAUGGUGCUCCACCACAUAGUCGUCAUGGACACUGUGUGCUUCCCCAUCUCUGUGUUCUGGCGACAGGGCAAGGGGGAUUACUUUCAGGGCAUCAUGUUACUGCUAGAACUUAGCACACCGUCGGUCUGUCUGGGAAAGAUCCUCAACCACUACAAACAGCAACACACUCCCCUGGACAAAGUGAAUGGGGCUACUAUGCUGCAGUGUUAA
This is a messenger RNA of Coregonus clupeaformis (lake whitefish), 591 nucleotides long. Its product is annotated as ceramide synthase-like. Gene Ontology annotation, molecular function: sphingosine N-acyltransferase activity. The record is from RefSeq and is a predicted model, not a curated record. Gene Ontology annotation, cellular component: endoplasmic reticulum; membrane. Gene Ontology annotation, biological process: lipid homeostasis; ceramide biosynthetic process. The transcript has a single exon. The coding region runs from base 1 to 591 and encodes 196 amino acids. Lineage: Eukaryota; Metazoa; Chordata; Actinopteri; Salmoniformes; Salmonidae.